Molecule: messenger RNA, 162 nt
Organism: Suillus paluster
Lineage: Eukaryota; Fungi; Basidiomycota; Agaricomycetes; Boletales; Suillaceae
Exons: 2
Source: RefSeq, a predicted model, not a curated record
AACGAGGAACAAUCUAAGACAGUUCGAAUUACUGUCCUUACCGCCAACUCUCUCGUGAAACGAGAGGUUUUCAGUCUCCCAGACCCAUUCGCUGUCGUCUCCGUUGACGCCGAUCAAACAUACACCACCAGCCCUGUCAAAAAGAGCCUCAGCCCAACGUGG